Messenger RNA from Closterium sp. NIES-67, 509 nucleotides. NCBI's taxonomy places the organism in Eukaryota, Viridiplantae, Streptophyta, Zygnematophyceae, Desmidiales, Closteriaceae. The record is from the annotation of a GenBank genome assembly.
UCAGAAGGGCUCGAGGAGCUGGUUGGCGUGGAGGUUGUUGGCUCUGGUGCCGAGGCUGCUGGUGGUGCUGCUGAUGGUCGUACUGCUGCUGGUGUUGCUGUGGCUGAAGCUGCAGAUGUGCUGGUUGCAGUGGAAUAGGUUGCUGCUGCUGUUGCUGCUGCUGUUGUUUGAGAGAGGAGCAGUGGUGUGGGGUACUGCUGGUGCAGCAGCAUCCUUUGCAUGGGGUCACAUUGGGCACCUGGGCCUCGGAUCAGACGCUGCAGCGAUGCUGCUUGUGGCACUGUGCAUGCAUGGCUUGUGCUCCAUAGAAUGUUUUUGAGGCGCCUAAAAAAUAUGGGUCUGUAGUCUGUAGUCUGUACCAUGCCAAUAGUACCGGUGGCAAGUGGUACCUAGCAUCUGCAAAGUAUUGUCGCCAGAUCUUGGGUGGGGGGGUGUGUUGUGCAUUCUAUUUGCCUACAACCGCUGCUGUUUUCCAGAGAUUUUUCCAGUGGUCACAAUUGUUCCAGUUU